AUGACACAUAUGACAUACGUCACAAGACAUGAUACAAAAACUCAGCCGCUCGCGAAACUCUCGGAGAACGUACAAGACACGUCUGAACACAUCCAGAGACGAGGCGAAACUGACGACGGCUCAAGGUCUAGCCGUCUAACUGCCGUCGGUCCGCCGUUCCACGUGACGGAGAAGAGCGAAUCGGCUUGCGGAGCGCAGCCUGGCUCACUCUUCUCCGUCGUCACGUGCCUCCCCUUAGUGGCUUACGACCACGUUUUGAGAGGAAGGACAUCAACACUGGCAUCGUCAGUGCACGGCCACCGCGCGUGGGAAGAAAUAGAAGGAGAUGGCCCUGAGGUAGAAGAAGAAGAAGGAGAAGGUUCCAUGGAGGCAGCGGUGCCAUACCCGGUACCAUCCGACACUGACGCAUCUUACCUCCAGAGCGCGUCCUGGACAAGCGAGUACAGGGCCUGCAUCGUCUGCGCAAUUUUUAUCGUUGUGUCUGGUGCAAUCGUCUUUUCGCUAGGUACUUAUCGCAUCUUCGGCAAGCCGUUUGAACCUCAGCGUCGCGCAUUCCGGAACGGCAGCAACGCAGACAAUACUGGUGAUGGAAAGGAUUCAUCAUCGACGUGCCGCGAUAGGGAGUGCCAGGAUCUUGCAAGGUACAUCGAGAAGUCUCUCUUGGACGCCGACCCCUGCGACAACUUCUAUGACUUCGUCUGCUCCAACUGGAGUUAUCAGGCAAGUCCCAAGCUCGAUGAUCUCGCUGUCAUAUCCGAAGACGUUCUGAGGGCCUUAGACCUCGAGGAAGUCCUUCUGAAAGAACUACAGUCUGGAACAGAAGACGUCACCCUGUCACCCUUCUUCGACAUCUGGAAGUGGUGCCGCGACCUGUACACAGCACACGGCGAAUCAAUAGAACCUUUUCUCAAGAUACUCUAUGCCACUGGGUUGUCCCAGUUUCCGUUACCUUCCGAUGGCGGCCGCCUGUCAUCCGUCGCAGGAAAAGUGUUCCGCAUCACAGGCCUUGCCCCUUUAGUGAAGAUUUCUCUAGAUCCAGUCGACAAAGUGAUCCAACUGGACCGCCCAGAUACUCUAUUCCCGGACUUUGUCCAGGUAUCCAACAGUCACCGGUCAUGGUACAUCGAAUCUGUCAGAAGAGCAGCCCGACAGGAUUACCGAGAACUGUUCAACUUCGAGCAGGACUUAGUGGUGGCCAUGAACGGGCCUGCCCCUGACGAGAACUACACCACUCUUCCCUUGUUUAAGCUACACGAUGCACAAGAUUGGAGCUGGGAACAGUUCCUGAAGAACGCGCUCGAAGAAAUUUUACCUGUGACACGUAUAACAAGUGUAAAGUUUCAACCGAAGCACUUCGAGAGUAGGUUCCUGAAACUUCUGAACAACUACAAGAGCGAAGACGUGCUGAACUAUCUUGGUUUCAGGGUGUACCUCUCUUAUGCACCUUUGCUACCGGGAAAACGAUUUUGGCAAAUGAUACAUCCAGCCAUAGCACGACGCCCAGGCUGGGAAUGGAACCGAAAUAAAAAAGACCGGAAUUCAGCUUGUGCGCGAGCAAUUUCAAGGGCAGAUCCUGCACUGGCCAGCGCAAUCAUCCUGCGCCGCCUGAAAAAUGACCAUGCUGAGCCCAUCCUGCGCAGCAUGCUUGAACACAGCAAGAGAGAAGUCCUACAGUACCUCGGCGAAAUGGCUUGGGUAACUUCACUUUUCCUCGACAAACUGGGCAGGAAGUACCGCAAAAUAAGACCAGCCUUCUUCGUACCUUCCGAGUGGCGGAAGUAUGACUUCCGGCUAGAUCAGUGCCGCUUCUUCCGGUGUGACACAACAGAACUUCCUCUCUUGGAAGUUUUCCAGAAGAUCGUUGCCCAAAGGCAGAAAAGACGCUUCCAGAACCUGAAGAAACCCUUCCCAGAUUACCCGUCCGAUGUCUUGCAGACGGAAUGCAGUCUCGAAGGAAACCUGGUCUUCGUCCCUCUUGGUGCAAUCAACCUUCAAUUCCAUCAGGACGCGUUCUGGAAGUACCAUCUUCCGAGAAUGCUGGUUUCAUUUAGCGAAGUUCUCAUCGACGUUUUCCGACGUACAGUGACAGAAGUUCAGAAGCGGUACGCAGACCUGCAUGGAAGGUUCACGGUUACCGGAGAGUGUCUGCGACGGCAGCACUCUGGAAUGGUCGAGCAGGUACCAAUACCGCUGUCAUCCAACGCAACGUCGAAAGCGGACCUGCUAGACUUCAUGGCAGUGCAGGCUGCCUUUAGGACGUACAAAAAGUUCGCUGCGUCGGAUGUGGAAGGGACAUUGCCAGGCCUUGUCUUCAACAGUGCACAGCUCUUCUUUAUACACUUUGCAUUGAGUCGUUGCGAGAAAUACAAUUCCAGCUACGAAGAGCAGUUACUAAGACACGGCCUCAAGGGUCCAGCAGCAUACAGGGUGAACGGACCGCUCAGGAACAUCAAUGAGUUUUCGCAGGUCUUUCAUUGUCCGCCACAAACAUACAUGAAUCCAAAGAAGAAAUGCAUAUUCUAACUGACCAAAUAUUAAACAUUGAGUAUUUUUGAAGGACCAA
This is a messenger RNA of Ornithodoros turicata, 2563 nucleotides long. Its product is annotated as neprilysin-2-like. Lineage: Eukaryota; Metazoa; Arthropoda; Arachnida; Ixodida; Argasidae. Gene Ontology annotation, cellular component: plasma membrane. The transcript is spliced from 3 exons. Bases 1 to 2523 code for a protein of 840 amino acids. Gene Ontology annotation, molecular function: metalloendopeptidase activity. Gene Ontology annotation, biological process: protein processing. The record is from RefSeq and is a predicted model, not a curated record.